Messenger RNA from Engraulis encrasicolus (European anchovy), 14235 nucleotides. It is a transcript of the gene lrp2b, whose product is annotated as low density lipoprotein receptor-related protein 2b. Lineage: Eukaryota; Metazoa; Chordata; Actinopteri; Clupeiformes; Engraulidae. The coding region runs from base 1 to 14235 and encodes 4744 amino acids. The record is from RefSeq and is a predicted model, not a curated record. Gene Ontology annotation, cellular component: signaling receptor complex; plasma membrane; apical plasma membrane. Gene Ontology annotation, molecular function: protein binding; hormone binding; calcium ion binding. The transcript has 84 exons. Gene Ontology annotation, biological process: receptor-mediated endocytosis.
AUGGGCGGUGUGGGGUUCCCUACUCUGGCCCUUCUCCUCAUCCUUCCCCUGGGUCAGAAACAUCUACUUGCCAAAGGCCAAUGUGACGGCUCGCAGUUCCAGUGUGCUAAUGGCCAGUGCAUAGACCUGGACUGGAGAUGUGAUGGCACCAAGGACUGCACUGAUGACUCAGACGAGGCCAACUGCCCGGCAGCCUCAUGUGGGCCUCAGCAGUUUAAGUGUGUGUCUGGUGGUGAGUGCAUCCCUCUAGCGUUUGUGUGUGACGGUGAAAACGACUGCACGGACGGAUCAGACGAACAGAGGAACUGCAAUGGACGUACCUGUGGGCCACACCAGUUCACCUGCCAGGAGGGCCAGUGUAUCCCUAAGCAGUACAGGUGUGACCAUGUCAAGGACUGUUUGGACAACUCAGAUGAAAACAACUGCAAUUACCCGAGCUGCACAGAGAAGACAUGUGCCAACGGGGCCUGUUACAACAACACACAGCACUGCAAUGGAGUACCGGACUGCAGGGAUGGAUCUGACGAGAACAACUGCACAACGAUCCACUGUGGUCUGCACGAGUACCAGUGCACUAACGGUUACUGCAUCCCCUUGACGUUUGUGUGUGACCACUGGGACGACUGUGGUGACAACAGCGAUGAAGAGGGCUGUGUGUACCAGACCUGCAGUGGCUCCCAGUUCACCUGUUCGAGUGGCCGCUGCAUCCCUCAGAGCUGGGUCUGCGACGCCUUCAACGACUGUGGAGACUACAGUGACGAGAAAGGAUGUGACGGUAACAGCAGGGAAUGUUACCCGGGGGAAUGGCCCUGUCCGGGCUCCUCAGCAUGUGUGGCCGUGGAGAAAGUGUGUGACGGCCGCCCCGACUGCCCAGGAGGCACAGAUGAGACCAACACCACAGCUCAGCUGACCUGCGGCCUUCAGCAGUGUUCCGCUCUCAGCUGUGAGUUCCGUUGCCAUGCCACCCCGCAGGGCGGGGCCUGCUAUUGCCCAGAUGGCUACAUCGUGGCCAAUGACAGUCGCUCCUGCGUAGAUUAUAACGACUGCAACAUCUGGGGAAUCUGUGACCAUUUCUGUGAGGAUCGGCCGGGGACCCACCACUGCAGCUGUGCUAAUGGAUACUUCCUGGAACAGGGCCACAUAUGCAGGGCAAACAUAUCAGAUGGGCUUCCUCAGCUGAUCUUCACUGAUGGACGUGAUGUCAGGAUGGCGGAUGUGCAUGGGCGGUUCCUCAGGACACUCGUCCAAUCGCCUGGCAAAGGCUAUGCUGUGGGUGUGGCCUACCACUGGCUCAGCCAUCGGGUGUUCUGGUCUGACACCAAUGUUCAAAAGGUGUUCUCCAUAAACAUGGACGGCAGUGACCAGCGCGAGGUGCUGUCCUAUGCGGUGCACAGCGUGCAAAGCAUGGCGGUGGACUGGAUUAACUUCAAGCUGUACCUGCUGGAGUCGCGCGUGGAGCGCAUCGAGGUUUGCAACUUCGACGGCAGCGACCGCGUCGCCAUCGUGGCCGAAAACCUGGAGAACCCCCACGGCCUGGCCUUGGACCCCACGGUCGGGUACAUGUUCUUCACGGAUGCCCUGGGCUAUGGCAGCACUGACGUGAAGGUGGAGAGGGCCUUCAUGGACGGCAGCAACCGGCUGGAGCUGGUGAAGUCUCGGGUGGGUAACCCCACCGGCAUCACCCUGGACCUGGCAACCAAGAGGGUCUACUGGACCGACAAGCACUUUAACAUGGUGCAGACGGUCACCUACGAUGGCCUGGACAGGAAAAUUGUGCUGAACGGAGGCCACCAGGUGCCCCAGCCGUUUGGCCUGACAGUGUUUGAGAACCACGCCUACUUCACUGACUGGACCAAGAUGGGGGUGAUCCGCACCAACCGCUUCAACGGCAGCGACCCCACGCUCCUCUUCCCCACCGCCAGCAGGCCAGGGCAGAUAGUGGCCGCACAGGCUACCCUGCAGCCCAUGGUGAUGAACCCGUGUGGCCGCCACAACGGAGGAUGCCAGCAUAUCUGUGUGCUGAGCCACCGCACCGACAAUGACGGCCUGGGCUACCGCUGCAAGUGUCGCCUUGGAUACGACCUUCAACCUGACCUGCGCACCUGCUUCAAGGUGCGAGACUUCCUGUUGGUGGCUACCCAGCAUGCCGUGCGGGGCAUCCCCCUCAACGUGUCGCAGCAGGAGGACGUGACUCUGCCCCUGGCGGGCCUGGGCGUGGUCUUCAGCUCCUCAGGGGUGGAGUACGAUGCCAGUGAGGAGGCUGCCUUCUAUAAUGAGCGUGGACGAGCACUCAUCUACAAGGGCGCCAUCAACGGAACACAUGAGCAGAUUCUGUCGGGGUUCCGCAUAGGUAUGGUGGAGUCUAUGGCGUAUGACUGGACGUCCAAGGUUCUGUUCUGGACCUCCAGUACCUACAAGGCCGUCUCUGCCUUCAAAGUGACGGACGGUUGUAGACGUGAGAUUGCGGAGAACCUCAAGAACCCCCGUGGGAUUGCGGUCCACCCCAGCGCAGGGUACCUGUUCUGGUCAGAUUGGUACCGCCCGGCCGUCAUCACAAGAGCCUACACUGACGGCAGCAAUGCCAUCCCCCUCAUCAACACCACUCUGGGAUGGCCCAAUGGACUCGCCAUAGACUACAUGAUGGACCGGCUGUACUGGGUGGAUGCCCUGCUGGAUCGGAUUGAGUUUGUGUCCAUGGACGGCUCAGACCGGCAGGCCUUCACCAGCAUCGGACAGAUCACACAGCCCUUCUCCCUCACCAUACACACAGACCACCUGUUCGUGUCGGACUGGAGGACCAAGUCAGUGUACCGCAUGAGGAAGCGCGAUGGAGGGAACAUCAUAGUUCUGCGUAGCGGCAUCGACGGGGUGAUGAACGUGAAGGCCUACCAGGCUGAUAUACAGAGCUUGUUCAACAGCCGCUGCAACAUCCAGCCCAACGGCCUGUGCAGCCACUUCUGCUUCCCCACCCCCGCCUCCGGCCGCGUCUGCGGCUGCCCCUACGGCAUGAAGCUGCAGGACAACCAGCGCGACUGCGUCAAGGACGACUCUGUGACGCCCCCCGAUGUCACCUGCGGGGACUACUCCUUCCCCUGCGAUGGCGGACGCUGCGUGCCAAACUCCUACAGGUGUGACGGGCAGAAGGACUGCUAUGAUAACACGGACGAGACAAACUGCACUGACACUGGUAUGACGUGCUCCCCCAGGGCCUUCACCUGUGCCAAUAAGCACUGUAUCCAAAUGAGGUGGCGCUGUGACGGCCAGGACGACUGUGGCGACGGCUCUGAUGAGGUGAACUGCCCUACCAAGAAGCCCACCACCUGCAGUUCCCUGCAGUUCCCCUGCGACAACGGAAAAUGCAUCCCCAAGACCUGGGUGUGUGACAUGGACAACGACUGUGGAGAUGGCUCGGACGAGAGACAAUGCAAUGGGACCAUCUCCACGUGUCCGCCCGGUUUCUUCCUGUGUCCAGACCACCGCUGCAUCUCCAACUCCUAUGUGUGUGACGGAGACCAAGACUGCAUGGAUGGAUCUGAUGAGAAGGACUGUGAGUUCUCCUGCUCCUCAUCCCAGUUUGCGUGUGCCAGUGGCGACCAGUGCAUCAGCAAGAACUACCGCUGUGACGGCGUGUUCGACUGCAGAGAUCACUCCGACGAGAGAGGAUGCCCCACCAGGGGGCCAGGCCUGUGCCACGACAACGAGUUUCAGUGCCAGGUGGACGGGCUGUGCGUGCCGGGCUCAUGGGAGUGCGACGGGCAUCCCGACUGCGAGGACGGCUCUGACGAGCACCACGGCUGCCCGCCGCGCACCUGUCGCCCCGGCUACUUCCGCUGCACCAACGGCAACUGCGUGCCGCCGCAGUGGGUGUGCGACGGCGACAACGACUGCCGGGACAUGAGCGACGAGCAGGACUGUCCCACGCCGCCGUUCAGCUGCCCCGCGGGACAGUGGCUCUGCCCCACCGACCAGGUGUGCAUCGCCAACGCCCAGGUGUGCGACGGGCAGAGGGACUGUCCCAACGGAGCCGACGAAUCACCUCUCUGCAACGGUGACGACUGUGCAGUAGCUAACGGUGGCUGCAGUGACGGCUGUAUCCAGGGCCCGUUUGGAGCCCAGUGCACGUGCCGUCCGGGCUUCCAGCUGCUGAACGACUCCAAGACGUGCGAUGACAUCGACGAGUGCCUGAUUCCCGGCUUCUGCAGCCAGCAGUGCUUUAACGAGCGCGGCUCCUUCCGCUGCUACUGCAUGGACGGCUACCUGCUGGAGCCAGACAACCGCACUUGCAAGGCCAGGAACCCCAUUGAGGCCACGUUACUGGUGACCAAGCGUAGUCAGAUCAUCGCUGACCGCAUCAACUUCCGUCCACCCAUCGUGCAGCCUAUCGUGAGCGGCUCCAACAUUGUCUCUGUGGACUUCGACCGGCUCACCAAGAGAAUCUACUGGGCAGACGCCUCCCAGAAGAUGAUAUGGAGCUCCUUCCAGAACGGCACCGACAAGAGGAAGGUGUUCACCACGGGGCUGAUGGUGCCAGAGACCAUAGCCGUGGACUGGGCCGCUCGGAACCUGUACUGGGUCGACUCGGUCAUGCAGACCAUUGAGGUGUCCACCCUCGACGGACAGUUUCGGAAGAUCCUCUUCAGCAAGAACAUCACCAGCCCUCGAGGCCUUGCACUAGACCCUCGGAACUACACCAAUACCAUAUUCUGGUCAGACUGGGGUCAGAACCCGCGUAUCGAGCGUGCAGACAUGGAUGGGUUUGGGCGGCGUGCGAUCGUGACGACCAAGCUGUACUGGCCCAACGGCCUGACGCUGGACUUCACCACUCGGCGCCUCUACUUCGCAGAUGCCUACCUCAAGUACAUCGACUACUGUGACUACGACGGAAAUAAUCGCCACCAAGUGUUUGCCAGCGACGCAAAUCUGCAGCAUCCCCACGGCAUGACGGUGUUUGAGGACCACAUCUACUGGAGCGAGCGCUACACCAGCCGCGUCAUGAGGACCAACAAGUUCCACGGUGGCAAUGUCACCAUCCUGAUGACGAAUGUCUACCAGCCCAUGGGCAUGGUCAUGGACCACCACAUCAAGCAGCCCAACGUUAUUAACCCGUGUGCGAGCCACCUAUGUGACCAGCUGUGUCUGCUGGGCCAUCGGCGGCCGCGGUACUACACCUGUGCCUGCCAGUCCGGCUGGAACCUCAACGCUGACCAGCGCACCUGCACUAAAGAUGACACCCCCUUCCUGAUGGUGAUGAGGACGAGUGUGAUACAGGGCAUCUCUCUGAACCCCAACGACACCUCUAACAACGCCAUGCACCCCAUAUCCGGCAUCACGCAGGGGGUUGACUUCGACUUUGACGACAAGGAGCAGUUUGUCUACUGGGUGCAAGGCACGGGCCCGAUCUACAGAGUGAAGACUGAUGGCACCAACAGGACCCAGUUCGCCCCUGCUGGACUCAUGGGGUCCCCCUCAGGCCUGGCAUUUGAUUGGUUAAGCCGGAUGAUGUACUACACCAAUCCCACCAAUAAGGCGAUAGAGGUUAUCCGUGUGGACGGACGUCAGAACUUCCGGAGAACCCUCAUCACCAACACAGGGAAGCCAGAGGGGGCAGGACAGCCCAGAGGCAUCGUGCUGGACCCAGCCAGAGGGAAGUUGUUCUGGACAGACGUGGGAACAGACAGUGGGGUUCCCGCUAAGGUGGCGAGUGCAGACAUGGAUGGAGGGAACCUCAAGAACCUCUUCACAGGGAAUCUGGCUCACAUCGAGUUCAUCACCGCCGACAUAGCUGAGAGCAAACUCUACUGGGGCGUCGCCAGUACUGGAGUGAUCGAGUGUGGCACGAUGGACGGCGUGAGCCGCACCACCAUAGUGACGGGCCUGUCGCACCCCUGGGGCAUCAGCGUGCACGGCCCCCACCUCUACUACAGCGACCUGGACUAUGAGGUGGUGGAGCGCGUGGACAAGGCCACCGGAGGAAACAUGCUCAUACUGCGCAGCAACAUGCAGGGACUACGAGCUGUCAAGGUCCACGCCAGAGACAACUCUGCUGGCACCACCAAUGCCUGUAGCGAAAACAACGGUGGCUGCCCACAGCUUUGUCUGCCUAAGCCGGGUGGCCAGAAGACGUGUGCCUGCACCAUCGGCUUUGUGCCCUCCCAGGACGGCACCCGCUGCGAGCAAUACGAGUCCUUUGCCGUCGUGUCCACGCAGCGCAUGAUCCGAGGAUUCCACAUCAACAGCUCCGACCACUCCGAGGCCAUGGUGCCCGCAGCAGGAUAUUCCUAUACUGUGAUGGACAAGCUGGACCUGCACAUAGACUCUGGCUUUGUGUACUGGAUCGACAACAGCACCUCCAGCUCCUACCGCGGCAUUAACCGGAUCAAGACGGACGGCUCUCGCUACCAACGCAUAGUAUCCUCUGGGGUCGGCACCGGAGGCGUACAGGGGCUCGCCAUUGACUGGGCCGCAGGCAACCUGUACUUCACCAACGUGUUCCCGACGCAGACCUUCCUGGAGGUCCUCCGCCUCAACACCACGUACCGUCGGAUCCUCCUCAAGAGCUCCUCGGACCGGCCGCGGGAUCUGGCCGUGAGCCCCCGGCUCCGCUACCUGUUCUGGACGGACGCGGGCCAGAACCCCAAGAUAGAGCGCGCCCUGCUGGACGGCACCAACCGCACCGUGCUGACCGCCGAGAGCCUGUCCUCGCCCCGCGGCCUCACCGUGGACUACACCAACAAUCAGCUGUACUGGGCGGACGACGGGCUGGACAUGAUCUCCUGCAUGAACCCGGACGGUACCGAGCGACGCAUCGUGCUCUACGGCAGCCGCUACCCCGCCCCUUACGGCACCGCCAUCUUGGGAAACUACCUGCUCUGGGUCGACAGGAAGCUGGGCAAAAUCUUCCAGACCGUCAAGAUGGAUGAUGGCGGGAACGGUACUCAACAACGUGAGACGAUCCGAGACGGACUGCAGGGCCUGUCGGACGUGAAGGUGUUUGAUCCCCAUGUUCAGCCGAUGUCGGCACAGCAGCUGGACUUCCACCCGUGCCUGGAGGAUAACGGCCGCUGCCAGCAGUUCUGCUUCGGCAUGCCGGGUCAGACGCCCGCUAAAUGCGGCUGCGCCCAUGGCUCGUUGCUCAGCAACGGUGUCACCUGUGGCUAUGGACAGGAUGAGUACCUGAUCUACACCACCGACUACACGGUUAACAGCGGUCGGCUGGACCCGGACGACCACUCGGCUCCGUUCCCAGCCGUGUAUGUGGGGUCGGGUGUGAUGGCGACGGAGUUUGACUUCCCGGACCGGAGGGUGUUCUUCACGCAGUACCAGGGCAUCGGGCGGAGCAAGAUCGGAUACGUCAACACCGCAAUGCCUGGCACCCCACCAACAUUCAUCGCCACUAACCUGCAGGAUCCCGAGGGUCUGGCGUAUGACUGGAUCCAUAAGCGGCUGUAUUUCACUGACUACUACAACCGCAGUGUGCAGGCCAUGGGGGUGGACGGCCAGAACCGGGUCUUUGUGGCCCAUGCCAACCGACCCAGAGGCAUCGUGGUGGACCCCUGCUACGGGUAUCUGUACUGGACAGACUGGGCUUCACCUGCCAAGAUCGAGCGAGCCACGCUGGGCGGAAACUUCCGGACGGCCAUCAUCAACUCCAGCCUGUCCAUGCCCAACGCGCUCUCCAUAGACUACGAGGAGAGGCUGCUCUACUGGGCAGACUCCACUCUGGAUAAGAUCGAGCGUUCCUCCCUGACGGGGGAGAAUCGAGAGGUGAUCGUCAGUUACACCCAGUACCCGUUUGCGGUGAGCGUCUACAAGCAGGACAUCUUCUGGUCCGACUGGACCACACGGGCCCUUUACCGGGCCAACAAGGACGACGGCUCCGGCGUGGUGGUGAUGGUGGAGGGACUCCAGUACCGGCCCAACGACGUCCACGUCUUCAGCAGCUCCAAACAGCAGGCCUGCUCCAGCCCCUGCCAGCAGUUCAAUGGAGGGUGCAGCCAUGUGUGUGUGCCAGGUCCGGCGGGUGCGGAGUGCCAGUGUCCCCAGGGCAGCUGGUACCUGGCCAACAACGGCAAAGACUGCGUCAAGGACAACGGGCACCGCUGCCAGCCCGACCAGUUCACCUGCCUGGACGGAGGCUGCAUCAGCCCGAGGUGGAAGUGUGAUGGCUACCAGGACUGCUUUGACGGCUCUGACGAACUGGAGAGAGUUUGUGCUUUCCACACCUGUUCUGCCAUGGACUUCACCUGUGAUAACGGCCGCUGCCUGCCGCUGUCCUACGCGUGUGACUACGUGGACGACUGCGGUGACAACAGUGACGAGCGCGGCUGCCCGUUCCCCACCUGCCACCCCUCGGACGAGUUCACCUGCGCCAACGGACGAUGCAUCAGUGCCGCCUUCGUCUGCGAUGGAUUCAACGACUGCCGAGACAACGCAACCUCGGACGAGAUCAACUGCCCGGACAGAACCUGCUCCCCUUCCCAGGUGAAGUGUCAGAACACCAACAUCUGCCUGGAACCCAACCGACUUUGUGACGGCUACAACGACUGUGGAGACAACAGCGACGAGAACCCCAUCUUCUGCUUGAGCAGGACAUGUCCCCCAGACACGUUCCGCUGUGACCAGGGCAAAUGCAUCCCCCAGGACUGGGUGUGUGAUUACAUCAAGGACUGUGCAGACGGCACUGACGAGCCCAACUCCUGUGUUGACAUGGUGACCACCUGUGCGGUGGGACAGUUCACCUGUGUGAAUGGCAACUGCGUGCCCCCCUCCCUCGUCUGCGACGGCAACAACGAUUGUGGGGACGGCAGUGAUGAGGCCCCUGAGCUGCAGUGCGCUGACAGGACGUGUUCCCCUGGCCAGUUCGAGUGUCCUCCUCCGUGGCGUCCGGGUUUCCCGCGCUGCAUCUCCCGUAACCUGGUGUGUGACGGGGAGCGGGACUGCGCAGACGCCUCAGACGAGCUGCAGAACUGCCCCAACCGCACCUGCCACAUGGACGAGUUCGCCUGCGCCAACGGACUCUGUGUGCUACUACCUUACCGCUGUGACCGUGUGAAUGACUGCGGUGAUGGUAGUGACGAGAGGGGCUGCACCUACGAGACCUGCUCCAGUGAAGAGUUCACCUGCCAGAACGGCAUGUGCGUGCCCUCUUGGUGGAAGUGCGACGGCGCGGAGGACUGCCUGGACGGCUCGGACGAGCUGGAGUCUCUGUGCCACAGCGUGGUGCCCACCUGUGCCCCUGGCCAGUUCAUGUGCCAGACGGGCGAGUGUAUCGACAUCCACAAGGUGUGCAACCAGCAGAGGGACUGCUCGGACAACAGCGACGAGAAGGGAUGCGGCAUAAACGAGUGCAGGAACCCUGCCCUGAGCCAGUGUGCCCAGCUCUGCGAGGACACUCUGACAGGUUACCGGUGCUCGUGCGAGGCUGGCUACCGCCUGAUGCCCGACGGCAAGGCGUGCGAGGACGUGGACGAGUGCAACGAGACGCCCGCCGUGUGCAGCCAGAUCUGCGACAACGUGGUCGGCUCCUUCCGCUGCACCUGUGCACCAGGUUACCUGCGUGAGGCGGACGGUCGCACCUGUCGCCACAACAGCGGCGUGGCCCCUUACCUGCUCUACUCCAACCGCUACUACAUCCGCAACCUGACCACCGACGGGUCCUCGCUGUCCGUGGUGCUGCAGGGGCUCGGACAGGCGGUGGCGCUGGACUUUGACAGCGUGGACAAGCGACUCUAUUGGCUGGACGCCGGGAACAUGCGCAUCGAGAGGAUGCGAUUGGAUGGCACGGAGAGGGAGGUGGUGCACAAGCACGACCUGAUUGGUGCAGAGGGUCUGGCAGUGGAUUGGGUGGGCAGGAAGCUGUACUGGGUGGAUAACUACGCCCUUGCUCUGCACGUGUCCGAGUUGGAUGGUCGCUACCGCAAGAAGCUGCUGAGCGGCUGUCUGGAUCAGAACCAUACCUACUGCUUCACCAACCCACGCGGAGUGGCACUCAACCCAAAAUACGGGUGGUUGUACUGGACAGACUGGGGCUCCAGUGCGUACAUUGGCAGGGUGGGCAUGGAUGGCACCAACGCCUCUGCGCUCAUCACAGCCAAGCUGGAGUGGCCCAAUGCCAUCACCAUAGAUUACACCACCAACCGCAUCUUCUUUGCAGACUCACACCUCGGAUUCCUUGAUUACGCAGACAUGGAUGGUAAGAACCGGCACCGGGCCAUGGCAGGCUCCCUGCCCCAUCCCUACGCCAUCACCCUAUUCGAGGACACAGUGUACUGGACUGACUGGAACACACACUCGGUGGAGCGGGCCCACAAGUACACUGGCGCCGACCGCGUCCUCAUGGGCAACAACACACACCGGCCGUACGACAUCCACGUCUACCACCCGUACCGCCAGCCAAGAAGUACGAACCCGUGCUCCAACCACCAGCUCACGUGUAGUCACCUGUGCCUGAUCCGUCCGGGGGGGCAGGGGGCCACCUGCGAGUGCCCCGACCACUUCAUAGGCCUGGCCGUGGGCUUCAAGAUCCAGUGUGUGGCAGACUGCUCCAGCACACAGUUCCGAUGCGGAGACAACGAGAGGUGUAUUCCCAUCUGGUGGAAGUGCGACGGCCAAUCAGACUGCGGGGAUGGCUCUGAUGAACCGGAGACGUGCCCUCCCCGCCUGUGUCCCAUUGGUCGAUUCCAGUGUCGUGAUGGAAACUGCACCUACCCCAACUUCCUAUGUGACGCCCACCCCGACUGCCCCGACGGCUCAGAUGAGGAGCCUGCCCUCUGCAGUGAUCACCGCUGCCAGGAUAACCAGUUCCAGUGUAAGAAUAAGCAGUGCAUCCCGGUGGCGUGGCACUGUGACGGGGUGCAGGAUUGUGCAGACGGGAGUGACGAGGAGGCGCAGAGCUGUGCCCAGAAGACCUGCCGCCCGGGCCAGUUCCAGUGCAACAACGGGAGGUGCAUACCGCCCAGCUACGUGUGUGAUUACCAGGACGACUGUGGAGACCACUCGGACGAACCCUACGAGGAGUGCAUGGGGCCGGACCACAAGUGUGACCCGGACACAGAGUUCUCCUGUAAGGGUAACUACCGCUGUGUGCCCAAGUGGGCUGUGUGUGACGGCCAGAAUGACUGCAUAGACAACAGUGAUGAACAGGACUGUGCUGCUCUGACCUGUGACCCUGUUGGCGACUUCCGCUGCGACAACCAUCGCUGCGUUCCUAUUCGCUGGCAGUGUGACGGCAGAAACGACUGCGGAGAUGGCUCGGACGAAAAGGACUGUGCCCCUCGGCCAUGCUCUGAGAGUGAGUAUCGCUGUGACAACCAGCAGUGCAUCCCCGGUGCCUGGGUGUGUGACCAUGACAACGACUGCGGUGACAACUCUGAUGAGCGUGACUGUGAGCUGAAGACGUGCCGUCCCGACUCCUUCCAGUGCAUGUCUGGUCACUGCAUCCCCGCUGACCUCAAGUGUGACGGCCGCCCUGACUGCCUGGACUUCUCAGAUGAAACCUUGUGCCCCACACGUUUCCCAGGUGGUCGCUGGUGCCCAGUGAGCCAGUUCCAGUGCAAGAACCGGCUGUGUGUGAGCCAGAACUACGUGUGUGACGGCUACAACGACUGUGGAGACCGCUCCGACGAGGAACUCAGCCUCUGCUGGAACAUAACGUGUGAGCUGCCGUCUAAGUUCCGCUGUGACAACGGCUACUGCAUCUACGCAGGCCUCAUGUGCAACCAGAAGGACGACUGUGGAGAUGGCAGCGACGAGAAGGAGGAAAACUGUCGGGAGCCUACACAGGCACCCUGCACCACGGACCAGUUCAAGUGCACCAAUGGGAACUGCAUCGCCCUGCCUUAUGUCUGCGACUUCAACAACAACUGUGGAGACCUCACCGAUGAGCUGGGCUGCAAUUUUGGCCAUGACCGCUCGUGUGAGGAGAAGCUGUGUAAGCAUGAGUGCACCAACCUGAAUGGCACCGGCUUCAUCUGCUCCUGCAGACCCGGAUACACUGUGGACCCCUCCAGCACAUUCAACUGCAAUGAUAUAAACGAGUGUGAGGUCUUCGGCACGUGUCCCCAGUUGUGUAAGAACACUAAGGGGGGCUAUGACUGUGACUGUGCAGCUGGCUACCGCAAGGUGGGGGAUGGGAAGCAGUGUGAGGCAGAAGGUCCCGGGCCGCUGCUCUUGCUGCCUGAGAACAUCCGUAUCCGGCGCUUCAACCUGCAGACGGAGGAGUACCACGACUUCCUCCAGGAGCAGGAGCACAUCAUGGCUCUGGACUAUGACUGGGACCAUAACAACACAGGACUCAGUAUGGUGUACUUCACGGUGGAGGGUAAAGGCUCUAAGGCAGGGGCUUUGAAGAGGGCCUACCUGCCUAUCGUAGACGACCACAGCAAUAACCUAGCAGCCGCUGUUACCCUGGACAUCAAAUACAUCAUCAAACCCUAUGGCAUCGCAGUGGACUGGGUCGGCAGGAACCUGUACUGGGCGGACUCCCAGGUGAGGCGUCUGGAGGUGGCCAUGCUGGACGGCCGCUACAGGAAGCACCUGGUCAAGACGGACCUGGGCCAGCCGGGGGCCGUAGCCAUCAACCCACGACUCGGGCUGCUGUUCUGGGUGGAUAACGGUGACAACCCGCGCAUCGAGAGUGCCUGGAUGGAUGGUCAGAACCGGAAGGUGUUGGUGGAGAGCAGUCUGGGCUGGCCCACGGGCCUCUCCAUCGACUUCACCAACAACGACCGGCUCUACUGGUCCGAUGCCAAGGAGAGUCGCAUUGAGUCCAUCCUGCCUGAUGGGAAAGACCGCAGAGUCGCUGUCUACAUUGAUGUGCGUAACCCGCUCAGUGUGACGGUGUUUGAGGACCACGUGUACUGGAGUACCCAGGAGAAGGGCGAGGUGUUCCGGCAGGAUAAGUUUGGCAAGGGCCCCAAGACCCUGCUGCUCACCGCCGGGCCCUGGCUGACCCAGGUCAACGUCUACCAGCAGCAGAGAUACAACUCCAUCAACAUGCGUAACCCGUGUAAGGGUUCGUGUAGUCACCUGUGUCUGCUGCGUCCUGGUGGCUACACCUGUGCCUGUCCAGAGGGCACCAGCCUCAGCCCUGGUAGCAACACUGUGUGUGACGCAGGUUUUGAUCCACCCCCCACUAUGCCUCCCCCAUGUCGGUGCCAGAAUGGAGGAACCUGCUACUUUGAUGACAACAAGGCACUCUGCAAAUGUCCUCUGGAGUGGGAGGGAGAUUACUGCGAGAGGAGCAUCUUUGGAGUGGUAACAGCCUCAGUGGCCAUAGCGCUGGGUGUGACGGCCCUGGUGGCUCUCUUGCUGGGCGGUCUGCUGUUGGCUGCCCAUAAGAGAUCCAAGAUCAUGGAGAUGGUACACAGUGCCAACGUGCCCAAAGUCCGCAUGCCGUCCUUCACCAUGCCCUCAGUCAGCAUACCCACAUUCAGCAUGCCUGGCUUUAGGAGGUCGGCCCCUGCUGAGACCGAGGAGGGAGGAGAGGAGACACACCCCGACCCCAAAGCGGACCCCUCUGCUGAUGUGGAGGAGGGGGAGGUGGGGAAGACUUUUGAGAACCCUGGCUACGUGGAGGAGAACGAGGACGGGAACAUUUCCCCCAGGGCGGUGCCCACCUACGUAGUAGGCCUUCCUCAGGAGAGCAUUGAGAACCCUGUGUAUGCCACGGACACCACCGUAGUGUGUGAGGUCCUCCCCACCACCACCUCUGCUGCUCCUGCUCCUGCUCCUGCUGCUGCUCCUGCUCCUGCUCCUGCUCCUGCUCCACAGCCCAAUGGAAACGGCAUACACGCCAACGGCAAAGCAGUACCAGUGAAAUCACAGCCUGAAGAGUCUGCAUUUGAGAACCCAGCCUACUCACAGACAGAGCAGAAACCCACAGAGGCCAUCCCUGUUGGAGCCCUGGUAGAAGAGGAGGUGCAGGAGGUGCUGACGCCUGGGGAGGCUGUCCCUGUCGCAGCUCUGAUAGGAGAGGAGGUGCAGGAAGAGCAGGAAACAGGACAUGAAGAACAGCAGGAGCCAGGACAGGAGGAUGAGGAGAAGGGGAGGAGAAAGGGUAAAAAGGAGGAGGAGGCAGCAGAGGAGGUAACAGACUUGUGUUUCUCUAGUGGCAAAGAGACAGGAGGAGGCAAAGAAGUCAAGAAACAGCCUCCUCUUUUUUUCAAGUGGUUGAUAGGGAAGGAGGCUAAGGACCAGGAGAAUGAGGAGCAGUGUUGCUCGCAGAAUUUUUGUUAG